Molecule: messenger RNA, 5491 nt
Organism: Drosophila montana
Lineage: Eukaryota; Metazoa; Arthropoda; Insecta; Diptera; Drosophilidae
Product: putative mediator of RNA polymerase II transcription subunit 26
Exons: 11
Coding region: 229-4734 (1501 amino acids)
Cellular component (GO): nucleus
Source: RefSeq, a predicted model, not a curated record
GGCCAUUUUGGAGAUUGUUUCACCCACAAAAAAGUUAUGCAGCCCAAUUGUAGUAGUUUACAAAAUAAAUUUACUUAAAAUUGUAACGUAAAUAGACAAGUGCAUAAUCAAAGCUAAAAAUAAAGAUGAUCCAUCGAAGUGUGAAACCAACGAAGCAGUAAAACGAACAAGUUGCUUCGCCAGUGACUAUCUCUCAACGCACGCACACAUGUAUCUCAAGCACCCCACAUGGAUCCCAACUCCAGCCCCUGGUCUUACGCUUACAAUCGCAUCGUACCCGGUUCCGCAGGCAGCACGGGCAGCUCAGCGGAGGAAUUUCAGCACCCGCACUUAGCGACAAUUACAGCGGCCAGCCUUGCUAGUUUUAACGCGGCUGCAGCGAGCGGCGGCAGUUUCGUGCCACCAUCGCCGAUCGGCAGCUACAAUCCAGUAUUCCAGCAGAUAUAUCAUCAUGCGGCCGCCGCUAGCGUGCAGCCCAAGCCGGCGCACUAUGCCUCAACGACGGUCAACACACCGCACCGACAGCUGCAGCAACUGCAACUGCCCACAUCGCUGGACAAACAGCUUAGCUCCUUUCAAAACCAAGCUGCGGUAGCCGCUGUUUCCUCCGCCGCUGCAGCAGCCGCUGCUGUCAACAAUGUUGCCUCCAAUUACUACGGCGAGAACUCAUCGUCCAGCGGCGCCUCGCCGUCACCCACUACAGUGGCUCUGACAUCGACUUCGCUGACGUGGAACACACCCAACAUGAUAUCCAACACGUUCCUUGCCAUGCAGCAGCAACAGCAGCAGGCACAACAGCAACAGCAGCAGCAACAACAGCAACUGAACCUAGUGGCUGACAAAGUGCAAAUCAAACAAGAAAAUUCACAACAAGCAAAGGCGCAAAUCAAAGCGUACAACGAACUAAUUUACUUGACCCAAUUGCAACAACAACAACAACAGCAGCAGCAGCAACAACAACAACAACAACAGCAGCAGCAGCAGCAGCAGCAGCAACAACAGCAGCAGGAACAAUUGCAACAUGAGAUUGCCGAGACGGAGACCUAUUACACCAUGGAUGGUCAAAAACUGAAGUUGGCUCGCAAGGAUCCGCAAACGAUACACAUCGAACAGCAGAAUGUUAGCCCUGCUUAUGCGGCGCAGUAUGCGAGUCCUGCAUUGAGCUCUGCGGACGGAUCACCUAUCACGAAUUUACACACGGUCGAUGUGGGCGGAUCACCACAGGUGAUUGUCUAUAAGACAACGGCGCCGGUAUCCGCGUCGGCGGCAGCUGCGGCUGGUUCCCCAGUAUCGCGACGCACCGUUAUGAACGUGGCAGGCGCGGGUUCGUCUGCAGCGCCCACAACGGUGGCCUACUCAUCUGUGAUACAAAGCACGCUGCAACAGCAGCAACAGCAGCACUUGCAGCAGCAGCAACAACAACAACAGCAGCAGCAGCAGCACUGCUGGACAAAGCCAGAGGAUGGGCAGGAGGAGAUUAAAAGUGUGUUGCAGUUGCACGUCAAGCAAGAGCAUCGGCAGCUGGACUAUGCCAAUGAUGCAGCUGGCGGUGCAGAUAACAGCGAGAAUCUCGUGUUUAAUUUGCCUCCAGGUCUUGAGAUAAAACAAACGUUCUAUCAGCCGGCCGUUGUUGAUGUAGAUUCACCUGCGGCAGUGUCCUUGCAACAGGCACAGGCGCAGGCAGUGGCGCAGGAGCAUUUGUUGCAACAGCAACAACAGCAGCAGAGUGCUAGCUCGCCGCAAGGCCGGCGACAGCACGUUGUGGCUAAUAUGAUAUUGUCACCAGGGACAGGGACUUCGAGCAGCUUAGCGUCACAGAUUCAAACAGUGCCAAAGGAGGACGUAAAGCCGCCACCUAAGCCAGCAAAGACGCCGCGCAAGCGACAGCCGAAGAAGACGCUCAUUCCGAGUAGCGAGUACAGCACCGUUCGCAGUCCACAGGAAUCGCAGCACCACCAGCUGCAGCAGCAACAGCAGCAUAAUCAGCAGCAGCAACAGCAGCAAAAUACGUAUUACGAUUUUAAUAGCAAGUGGAAUGCGCCGCUCAAAACGGAGAACAAUGCGGCGUCUGUGUCACCGGCGACAACCAUCAACAUACCCACAUAUCCGCAGCACAGCCAGCAACAUCAACAGUCCUCCCAGCAGCAACAGCAGCAGCAGCAACAUCUGCCGCAGCCCGCACACUUGCAAUCGUCACAGGCGCAAUCGCACCUCACGCAGCUUGCCCAGUACUAUCCAGCGUUUCCGCAACCCAUUGCAUCCCAGUACACGGCGUGUAUGCAGCAGCAACAACAGCAACAACAACAACAGCAGCAGCAACAACAACAACAACAGCAGCAGCAACAGCAGGUCUACACACAACAACAGCAACAACAGCAGCAGCAGCAGGUCUAUGCACAACAAUUGCAGCACCAACAACAGCAACAACAACAACAACAGCAGCAGCAGCAACAUCAGCAAGAAAAGGUUGAGGCUGUGCAUCAGCAAGAGGAGGAAACGGCAGCUGCAGCUGCAGCUGCCACCGAGGCCAGCAAUAAGGUCAUUGUGCCAAACAUAGAAGAGGAGCUGGAUUUUUUGGCUGAUGCGAAUAGUGCACCUAAACAGGGAUAUGCCAAUUCGCUGACAACUAAUGGGCGCAACACGAACUCCUCGACAAACAAUACAAACUUUGGCAUACGUAAUCCUAACAAAACGCCUUCACCGGAGCCGCCUUCUAUUACAACGCACGAUUGCAGCAAUAACGGGUUAACGCCGGCGACUACAACACUUAGCACAUCCGGCACGACGUCAACAACGUACAGCCCCGCCGCACCAAAGCCAGUCAGCGUGGGCACGUCAAUUGGGGAAAAGAAGACACAGUUUAUGGAUAGUUAUCUGAAAUUUCUUCAAGGCGAUCGUGACGAUGAUCCGCCGCCAGUGGUGAAGCCUUCGCGCAAGCUUAAUUAUCCACGUGCUCCCUAUAAACGCAAAGGCAAGGCUGGUGCCGGUGAUGAAGCGUCCACGUCGCAGGCAACAGCAGCGGGUGCAGCAGCGACGGACAAUCAAGCGGCACAGAAUCUGGCCGGUCUCGUCGGAGACGAUGGGCAUCGCAUCAAAAUACUCUCACAAACUCAAAUACUGCCGAAAAAGAGGCCGCAUGCACAAAUGGUGGCGGCGGCAGCUGCCGCAGCAGCAGCCGCUGAAUCAACAUCUACCUCUGUCAUACAGCAUCCCGCAGCCGAUCAGACGACAUCCUCGUUUCGGCCAUACGCCCAGCAGCAACAGGAUUCGCCGGGAUUGGGCGCCGCACAGCAUUUCGUGCAGCAGCAUUGCGCGCAGUUGGGUUCUGGUGUUGGUGGAAGCGGGAGCGGCAGUCAAGACCCUUUAAACUUGCCGCCGCGUCGGGAGCAAUGCUCCCGCAAGGCCAAGGAGAGCAGCAUGCACGCGCUUCUCUUGAAUACAUCAACUAUUGGGGAGGGCGGUGCGGUUGGUGAGCCAGAGGAGUUCACCGACUCGGACACGGAUCCCGUUUGGACGCCGCAGGAGGAAGAUAGUGACGACGGCGGCAAGGGCUAUGGCAAGCGAAAAGCAGCACGACGCAUCAAGGGAACGCCGCGCAAGAACACCUACUGCCAGCCAACAACGCAUUUGCAUCAACACCAGCAGUUGCAACAGCUGCAGGCGGCACAGCAGCAGCAGCAGCCACAAUUGCAUGUCUCUAGCGAUGGCUAUAAUCCGCAGCAGGAUCUGCAGGGUGGGGCAGAUGUUGGUUAUGGAAGUGCACCAACGGGAACACCAGCCACGGCUGAGAACUUUAAAACCGGAGACUUUAUCGUUUUACGUGCGGAUUUGGUUAACGAUUGGCCCACCAUUUGGCAGGUGGACUCUAAAUGUAUAUUGCAAAAGUACGAGCCAUUUCGACAGAACGGCAAGACCUUUUACCGGAACAUGUCCAAAUACGCUUCGUGGAAUCUAGAAACGAAGAAACUCUACCUCAAAGCACCCGUUCGCAUACAGAUGCAAUCUCACACUGAGACAAUUGUGGAGUUUAUGCGUUCCGAGCUGCUGGCCGACGAUACUGAGCAGUUCAUUGAGAAGAUAAUGGAGGAUUUUCUAACGUAUCGGGAUAAUUUUGAAAUUUAUAUACAAACAAUGAUAUCGCAGGCACUCGAUCCAAGCUUUUUCUCUGAGAUAACGCGCGAGAAAGAUGACUACUUUUUGGGUAGCGUGCGCGUAAUAGACAACAUUAUGGACAAUUGCAAACGGAAACUGUUGGCCAUCACCCCGUGGACACGCAGCAUUAUCUCAUCAAUUGAGACGUGGCCAAAGUGUCACGUUUUCUCUGAAUGGGUGCAGAACAAUUUGACCCAGAAGAACUGCGCUGGCUGCCAUCAACCAGGCAUUGCGGUUCGUUUCCUUCUGUUUGGGGAACCCUAUAAUCCAAACACCAUGCAGACCAUAUCUGCAGAUGCGCGAAUUGUAUACGAGAAGGACAUUGUAUUGUGUCGCAUUUGUGCUGCGCGUGCGGAUCUCUUCCACAAGAUUGCUCAUGAGAAGUUCAAUCUGUUUAUCAAUUGUUCGCAGCGUGUUACAGAGCAGCAACAACAGUUUCCCGGCAAGACUUCGACGGAAAUACUAAAUGAUCUAUUGGCCGAACACAACUGGAUAGAUGAGCUGUUUCGCAACAUGCGCAACUGUUGGGCUGAAGUUGAGAGUUUGGAGCGGCAGAAACGUUUUCGCGAAGUAAUGCAGUAAUUAUCAAUAGCAAUAAUAGGCUUUGUUUACUUACUGAAGGUUGUUCUGGAGCUGGAGCCGCUUGAAUAUAUAUUAAUUUAUACAACAAAGCUGCAAUAAACUCAAUGAGUUGUUAGUUAUAAUCAUAUAACAUUAAUCUUAAGAUUGUGCUAGAAGGGUUUUUCGUAUUGCAUAUCGCAGUCUUCUUCAGUCUGCGAUCCAAUCAAGCCAUAUGUUAUACACAUCGCAUAAACAUACUAUGUUAGAGUGUUUAUGCUGUGACUGGUUGUAGCAACGUAUAAAACUUAUGUAUAUAAUACUAUAAAUAUGGGUAUCCUUAAGAUAAUAAUGCGAUUCUGUCAGCAACUAUCUCAUAAGCUUAAAUCCGAAAGUCCAAUGCACUUUUAGUUGCAUACCACAUAGAUCUUUAAGUUGUCUUUGGCAAUGUGUUUUUCAAAACGCAUAGAUGAAUACACUUUUUUAUGUUUUACCGACACAUCCAAAAUUUACAUAGAAUCGGUAUUAGUAAGCGCACUACAAAAUAGUUUUAGCACCUACAGUAUAAAUGAAUUUUAACAAUAGACAAAGACAUAGUGCAGAAUUUAUGGUUUGCGGCCUUUUAUUUUUAAUGUCCAUGACCGAAGUUAUUCUAUUUAGUUCUUAUAUAUAUUUAAACACUAGUUGUACAAUUCAGUUGCUUUCAAGUUCAUUCAAUAAUUGAAAUAAAUUGCUUGUAAAUAAAACAAAUAUUAAUACAUAAAUAAUUUAAGCCUUACAA